Owenia fusiformis is the source of this 732-nucleotide messenger RNA. NCBI's taxonomy places the organism in Eukaryota, Metazoa, Annelida, Polychaeta, Sabellida, Oweniidae. The record is from the annotation of a GenBank genome assembly.
AUGGCGACACAAAGAGUGGUCCAGUUAGUACGUCUUGGGCGUAUGCCAUAUGGCACGACCUUAAAAAUACAAAAUGAGCUGGUACAAAGACACUUGGAAACAAGAGAGCAAUCAGUUAGUGCCACAAUGGGCAAGUCAAGUGAAUUUCAGCAACAAUUAAAGCUCAAAAAUGAACAUGAUGAAAUAUUGGACAAAUUGAUUUUAGUAGAACAUGAACCAGUGUACACUAUAGGGAAAAGAACUAAGGAGUAUACCAUUGAGGAAAGACAAAGACUUGAAGCUUUAGGGGCAGAUUUCUACAAGACUAAUCGUGGGGGAUUGAUCACAUAUCACGGGCCAGGACAACUAGUGGCAUAUCCUAUUCUCAACCUGGCUAACUAUAAACGUAGUAUUAAUUGGUAUAUGUGCACAUUAACAAAAACGAUCAUAGGCACUUGUAGACAAUUUAACAUAGAGGCUUCCUCUUCAUCUGAUGUAGGAGUGUGGGUUGGGAACAAUAAGAUAUGUGCAAUGGGUGUACAUGCCAGUAGGUUCAUCACUAUGCAUGGAAUUGCCUUGAAUUGCAACACUGACAUGACAUGGUUUAAUCAUAUUGUACCAUGUGGCCUUGUUGGUAAGGGGGUGACAUCUAUCAGUCAGGAACUGAAUCAAAAUGUGACAAUUGAGGAUGCAGAAGGUCCUUUCCUGAAAUCCUUUUCAGACUCUUUUAAAUGUGAGAUUGUUGAAAUGUAA